Molecule: messenger RNA, 965 nt
Organism: Ananas comosus (pineapple)
Lineage: Eukaryota; Viridiplantae; Streptophyta; Magnoliopsida; Poales; Bromeliaceae
Product: ferritin-4, chloroplastic-like
Biological process (GO): intracellular iron ion homeostasis; iron ion transport
Cellular component (GO): cytoplasm
Molecular function (GO): ferric iron binding; ferrous iron binding
Source: RefSeq, a predicted model, not a curated record
UGUUCGCGGCCGCCGCAAAGGGGGGGUCGGCGAGCCGCGCCAUCACCGGCGUCGUCUUCGAGCCCUUCGAGGAGGUGAAGAGCGAGCUCGCGCUCGUGCCCCAGGCCCUCGACCAGUCCCUCGCGCGCCACAAGUACGCCGAUGAUUGCGAGGGCGCCAUCAAUGAACAGAUCAAUGUUGAGUACAACGUUUCUUACGUGUAUCAUGCCUUGUUUGCAUACUUUGAUCGGGACAACGUCGCGUUGAAGGGCCUUGCCAAGUUCUUCAAGGAAUCAAGCGAAGAGGAAAGGGAGCAUGCUGAGAAGCUUAUGAAGUACCAGAACAAACGUGGAGGCAGAGUUAAGCUUCAGACAAUACUGAUGCCCUUAAGUGAGUUUGAUCAUGCUGAGAAAGGCGAUGCUUUGUAUGCAAUGGAGUUGGCUUUAGCUCUUGAGAAACUGACAAAUGAGAAGCUUCUGAAAUUGCACGGUGUCGCAGAAAAGUGCAGCGAUCCUCAGCUGGCAGACUACAUUGAAAGUGAAUUUCUGGAGGAGCAGGUGGAAGCCAUUAAAAAGAUGUCUGAAUAUGUUGCUCAGCUGAGAAUGGUGGGCAAGGGACAUGGAGUUUGGCAUUUCGAUCAGAUGCUUCUGCACGAGGGACAUGCUAUUGCAUAAGACAUUAGGAAGGGAAUGGACUUAAUUGUUACAUCCGCCUCGCUUUUAUAGUUGGAUGCUCUUCCUGCAUAUUGACCUUUGAAUAUUAUAGCUGGUUCAUGUCCUGUUAGAACAUAAUAUAGAUGCAGCAGUAAUGAGGGCCAAUGAGAUGAAUGAUGCUAGAUUCUUUAGCUUUUAUCUUCUGCUUCUUCUUUAGUUCAAUCCAUUACCUAUUAAAAUGGCGAAUUACUAUUGUAAUGGAAGUUUCGAUGAAUGCUUUUCAUUUUCUUUAGUUUUUGCAAAUAUAAUAAAAGUAGAUCUUUCAGUGGAAAA